AUGGCGUCUUCAAGCGCGGAUUCAAAAGCGCUGACCCGCAAAGUCGACAUGGAGCUCAUGCCGCCACCACCCCCAGCAAAAAGGAUCAAGCGCCCCCCUGUCGUUCUGGACGAAGAUCGGUACACCGAUGCCUUGGUACGAUUUGGACCCCUCCUCUCCCUACGUCCUCAUGAAGCUAACCACAGGUUCAGUCCGAAAUCAUCGCUCGCGACUUCUUCCCUGGGCUGAUUGAAACGAAGCACCAACAAGAAUACCUCGACGCUCUCGAUUCUCAUGACACAGAAUGGAUCCGCGAAGCCGGGCGCAGGCUCACAGAGGUCAUGACGACUCCACGUCUCGGGCGGACCCGACGGGGCACUAGUCUCACUACACCCACACCUCGAGCAUUCCGCGAGCUCUCCGCCACGCCCACUGCGUCGAGUAAUCCCAUGGCAUCGGCGGAGGACAGCGGGGAGAAGGAGGUGGAGAAGCCGGUUUACGAGAAGCACUUGAGCUUGGAUGCAUUCCAGGCGAAGUACACGUCCGAAGACAAUGCCUCCUUCAACGAUCUACUCGACAAGCAGAACCAGAAGAAACGGAGUGCGUACGCCUUCCUCUGGAACGAUAACAGGAUCCCCGGCUUCCGCACGAAGGCGCACCAAAAGCGCCUGAAAGCGCAAGCGGAGAGCGAGGAGAAAGCUGGCGGCCCGAUGAAAUCCCUCGCAUGGAAAGACAACCGCAAACCCUUUCCAAACACCUGGAAAGCUGAGCCGAAGAACGGCCUCAUGUUCACCCCCGAGCUCUCCCCUCCCCCUGCCCCGUCGUCCACGGACAGGGAACUCCCACCCAAGGCGAUCGCAUACUCAAACACCCGCAUGCCUGCCCCCCCGCCCCCGAAACUCCCAAACUCACCCACCCGCUCCGUGAUCUGUGAUGCAAUAUCCGGAAACCCCCGCCCACUUCCUUCGGAAUCCCGCUUCGGUGCCGCUGAAACGCCGAGAGUCAACGGAUACUCCUUCGUCGACGAUGCGCCUAGCCCCUCACCUAGCGAACUCGGUGCCCCGCCCCUGACCUGGGGAAGCCUGGCCUCCAUAUCCGACCCCACGACGACACCCGCGCCCUUUAAACUCGCACCGACGCCGAAACGGGAAUUACUGCACCACCGGAUGGUGGACAGGGUCGCAAAGGGGAAGCGUGCGCCGGUCAACCCUUUGUUAUCCGUUGUUACUGCUGCUACGGCUACGGGCGGGACGGGCACAACGCCAAGAAUGACGCCCUUGGGUGGGAAUGGCAAGGGGCGGGAAAUCCCCACUUUCAAAAGUACCCCCCGUACGGCACUAACACCCGCCGGACAGAGGCUGCUGGGGAACUUGAAGGCUAGGAGGGGUGGUGAUUCGGGCAUUUUCGGUGCGAGUGCGGGCACGCCCGGGAGCGCCCGGUCGAGGUUUAUGCCAACUCCCAGGGCUGGGAAGAAGUAG
Tuber aestivum (summer truffle) is the source of this 1457-nucleotide messenger RNA. The record is from the annotation of a GenBank genome assembly. NCBI's taxonomy places the organism in Eukaryota, Fungi, Ascomycota, Pezizomycetes, Pezizales, Tuberaceae.